Microplitis mediator is the source of this 1718-nucleotide messenger RNA. Its product is annotated as ras-like protein family member 10B. Gene Ontology annotation, molecular function: GTPase activity; GTP binding. The transcript is spliced from 5 exons. The coding region runs from base 622 to 1416 and encodes 264 amino acids. Lineage: Eukaryota; Metazoa; Arthropoda; Insecta; Hymenoptera; Braconidae. The record is from RefSeq and is a predicted model, not a curated record.
AUCGCGCCUGGAGGGGUUCCAACAAACGGGAUAAAGAAUACUAGAGCCUCCCUCAAAUAUAUAUCUAUAUAUAUGUAUAUAUACAUGUAUAUGUAUAUAUAUAAUAGACAAUAAACAUAAAGAUAUAUGAGAUGUGUUCAAAAGAGAGAGAAAUAAGAGUUAAUAAGUGAAGAAAAAGGGAAUUGGGUGGUGGUGUGGGUGGAUGUCAAAUCAGUCCUGGAGGUGGACCGUCACCGCGACGAGUUAACCCUCGUGUUUGACGAUGCGUUACGCGUUUCACUUUAAUAUUUUUUUAUCACGUAAUUUUUUUGACAGUUCGUGUCUUGUGGAAUUAUUAGAAAAUAAAUAUAUUUUGUAAAAAAAAAAUAUUUAUUUUAAUUUAUUAAAAAGCAAUAAAUUUAACCCGCGUUAUACAAUCAAAUGUUAAUAAUAAAUAAUACAAUAAUUUUAUUUAAAGCAAUAAGUAAAUUUCGAUAAUAAGAAGAGUUCAAAUUAAAAUAAUCGACGGCAAUAAUAAUAAUAAUAAUGAUAAUAAUAUUUUUUUAAAAAAUAAAUAAUUAAAAUUGGUGGUAACAAAUUUUUGAAUAUUUUUAAAUUUAUAAUUAUUUUGAAUAUUUAAAUAUGGGGACGAAAACCGCGAGUAGGAGGAGGCAAAGUCUUCCACAUCGGCAAUAUCUCGAUUUAGAUUAUUUGGAAAGACGAGUGGGAGAUACGAUAGGGGUUGAGAAUGUCGACAGUGGGUCGAAAGAAGAAGAUAGUCCUGCUGAUAGUCUCGAUCGUGUUAAAGUUAUUUUUCUAGGAGCACCCGGUGUUGGAAAGUCAAGCAUCAUUCGUCAAUUUGUAUGGAACGAAUUUUUGGAAGAUUAUCGUCCGACAGAAAGACGGGAGACAUUUUAUCCCAGUGUCGUCCACGCUGAUCGUCUUUACGAGCUUAAAAUAACGGAUUUACCAACAAUUCCGUACUUUCCAGUCAGUACACAUUUAGAGUGGACGGAUUUUAGGUAUUACGGACUUAGGAGUGCGACGGCUUAUGUUCUUGUGUUUGAUUUAAGUAAUCAAGACACGUUCCAGUAUAUAAGGACUCUGAGAGAACAAAUGUAUGAGGCACGUGAUAUGAGAGGUGUUCCGUUGCUAGUUGUCGGUAAUAAACAAGACAAAUUGUCGGCGGUCGUUGCCUCUGGGGCACGAUACCGUGAUAUUGUUAAUCUUGUAAGGAAACACUGGAGAUGUGGAUACGUUGAAUGCAGCGCACGAUUUAAUUGCCGUGUUGUACAGGUAUUCCGUGAAUUAAUGAAAAGUAUCCAAGCCGUCGAGGGAACGACGCCCUCCCCAACGCCUACGGCUUCUCAUCUAAACCAACAACUACGAUCAGCACACACUUCCCGCAACAGCAACGACAAGUGUGUAAUCAUUUGACAAAGAGCUCGAUCUUGUCCUUCGCCCGAUAAAAAAUAUCGGGUAAAACUUAAAGAAAACAAGACACUAAAAAACUUACGAUGCCAAAUAUUUAAUUAAUUAAUAAAUAUAAAUAUUCCACGUUACUUAAUUAUUUAUUUAAUUUUUUUUAGAACGUGCCAAUGGGUUUUUAAACCCAGCUCAAGCAAUAGUAUACCUUUAAAAAUAUUAUAUUUUAAUAUAAAAAAAAAAAUUAUGUAUUUAAAAUACGUGUUAUGUUAGAUAAUAAUUAUUAUUAAGUAAUUCGGAUAUUUGUAUAUAAA